Molecule: messenger RNA, 678 nt
Organism: Penicillium canescens
Lineage: Eukaryota; Fungi; Ascomycota; Eurotiomycetes; Eurotiales; Aspergillaceae
Exons: 2
Coding region: 1-678 (225 amino acids)
Source: RefSeq, a predicted model, not a curated record
AUGAGGCUCGAUUGUCGGCACGGUAUCUCCUAUUGGAGGUCCUUGUUAUCCUACCUACCUUUUGCAUUGCUCUUUGGGUAUCACCCGGACAUGGAUUCAGCAAAAGUCAGGGUGGGUAGCUUUGGUUAUUUCUUCUCUUUUUCGCGUGAUAGAUUCCUGUUGCUAUCUGGCUACGAUAUCCAACCCAACCUCGACGAAACUCAACAUCAUAUGGGCUGUCUGCAACUCGACUGGAUUGUCGCCAUUGACUGUGGCAUAAACGAAACUUUGAAGCAAAGGUCCGGAAAAGAGGUUCAUCGGCGCUUGUUCUCUUUAGUCAAACUCGCCACUCUAGUAGCAGUGAAUCUAAGCAUUAUCGGUGCAACAAAGAGCUCCAACGGUGUCCACGCUGGUCCAACAAAUUCACUGUCCAAGGUCGGGGUGGUUAUAAUCCUAGUUGCUUGGGCCGGCCUAGUCUUUUUACUAUUUUUGAUUGGAAUGCGCUACCGUCAAAUCGAAAAUAGGGAACAUAGACUAGUCCUUUUGUGGGACUGUCAGCUCCUCUUCUAUUCAUUCGCAAUGUCUACUCGCUCUUGGCGGCUUUCUCGGAUGAAAUCGAAAUUCAACAUGAUCACCACGCAAAUCCCACUAUUUUGUUGGUCAUGGCGGAGGACAUUACUAUCGUUGGGAUUUGCCUAG